Aspergillus luchuensis is the source of this 1596-nucleotide messenger RNA. RefSeq lists its product as uncharacterized. The transcript is spliced from 2 exons. The record is from RefSeq and is a predicted model, not a curated record. Gene Ontology annotation, molecular function: transmembrane transporter activity. Gene Ontology annotation, biological process: transmembrane transport. Lineage: Eukaryota; Fungi; Ascomycota; Eurotiomycetes; Eurotiales; Aspergillaceae. The coding region runs from base 1 to 1596 and encodes 531 amino acids.
AUGUCUUUCAUCGAUGAGGCCAUCAACCACCCGGUCCCCAUAUUAUCCUCAUUCGAGCCGCACAAUUCGUCACACAAAGAGCAGUUCCUGACUGCGGUGGAUAACGAGAAGGGAAAGAAUGCCGACGAACUGCCAUUGGAAAAUGCCGAUGCUAGCGAAGAUAGCGAUCCGGACGUCAUUCUCGUGGACUUUGAUGAGGAUGACCCGGAAAACCCGUUGAAUUGGUCGCCAGUGCACAAAUGGCUGAUUGUGAUUGUUGUUUCAUGGAUGGGUUUUGUUAGUGUCUUCUCAACAAUGACAAUCGUACCUACGGCACCCGAAAUCCUCGAUGAAUUCCAUUCACACAGUAAGGUCGACCAGACCCUCCUGGUCACGAUCUGGGAACUCGGUGAAGGAAUUGGCCCAUUCUUUAUCGCGCCGCUAUCCGAAAGAUUCGGUCGACUUCCUGUCUUCCAUAUAGGGAAUUUCCUCGCGCUGCUCUGCUUAGUUGCUAGCGCGCUCAGCACCAACAUUUCCAUGCUCAUCGCCUUCCGGUUCCUUACGGGAUGCUUUCUAUCAAUUCUCACCCUUGGCCCGGCUAUUGUCGGGGACCUGUUCAAGAUGGAACAAACUGGCCGCUCCAUGGCAGUAGUCAUGGGCACUCAGAUGAUUGCAGAUUUCAUCUCACCUAUCGCGGGCGCGUAUAUCGCCGAGGACCUGGGUUGGCGAUGGUCCAUUUGGCUGGCGGCUAUCGUGCUGGGAUUCUUUAGCUUGCUUUUACUCUUUGUGCUGAGAGAAACGUACACGGUUGUUUUGCUGAGGAGAAAGGCGCAGCGGUUACAGAGUGAGCAUGCGGGCGCAGACAACAACAACAACAUCAACCUGAAGUACCAGUCUAAACAUCAAGCCCGGAUCGAUGCAUCUACUAUGCUUGAAAGCGCUAUCAAGCCCAUGCAAAUCCUCUUCCGAUCUCCCAUCCUUAUCAUGACAACGACAUACAUGGCCACAACCUACGCCCUGGUGUCCUUAAUCAUGGCCACUAUCACAGAAUCCAUGGAAUCGACCUACCCCAGCACCUUCACCAGCGGCUCCAUCGGGCUCACAUUCCUCAGUCUCGCCAUCGGCAACACCGUUGCUUUGAUCUUCUACAGCUUCACCUCCGACCGCUACGUCAUCCGUCAGAAAGAAACAAAAGGCGACGCAUUCAAGCCUGAGUCGCGACUAGUACAUCUGCUUCUUGCUGCUGUUAUCCUCCCUGUGGGAUUCAUCAUCUACGGAUGGACGUUGAAUUAUCAUGUCCAGUUUAUCGUGCCGCUUAUUGGAGCGUGUCUGGCCGGUUUCAGCAUGACGCUUUCUGCCAUUCCGGCUGAGACAUAUGUCGUGGAUACGUAUGAGAUCCAUGGUGCUUCUGCCAUUGCUGCUGGGGUUAUAUUUAGAGCUAUCGCAGGAGCAUUCUUGCCCUUGAUCGGCCCGGCUUUGUAUGAUAGUAUUGGUCAGGGGUGGGGGAAUACAGUGCUGGCUUUUAUUGCGGCGGCUUUUAUUCCGCCGUUGGGGGCCUUGAUGGUCUAUGGGGAUUGGUUUAGAAGUAAGGAGCGGUUUGGGAGGGAGGGUCGGUAA